ACAGACGUCUGUGAUAGGUCUACAGGGAGUGGUCAAUUAAGGUGUCGUUCAAUUGUUCUUGAAUGGGUACAUGAACAACUUGCUGUUGGAAUCUUGGAGAGUAGUAGUGGGUGUCCCAAGCCAAGGUUGAUUUAAAACAAAAAGAUGGGUUCGGAUGUGUCGACUGAGGCAGAGCCUUCCAAUAACAAAAUCCAGCGAAAAAGAGAUUCAAGCAAAAGGAGUUCACAUCGAGUUCUUGUCGAAGAAAAUAGUUUAAGAUUCAAAAGAAGACUAACUGUCUUAGAGAAAAAACACGAUGCAUCAACUACAACCAGUCAGCCCACAAAGUCCACCAACGGCUUUCAUCCUGGUGCCUUAACAAGUAUUUCUGAAGACGAUGAUGUUUAUUUCCCCUAUGAAAAUCUCGUGCUGGAAGGCGGCGGAAGCCAGGGAAAUGCAUACAUUGGCGCCAUUAUGGAAAUGGAACGACUCAAUGUCUUGGGCAAGAUACGCCGAUUCGCUGGUUCCAGUGUAGGAUCCGUGACAGCAUGUUACCUCGCCAUAGGCCAUGGGUCCAGCAAAUUUCUAACCGUUGUGAACGAUGGACCUCAGUUCGCAGAUCUCUUAGACGCAAGUUGUGGAAAAUUAAGCCUGGUGCCAAACCUAUAUAGGUACAUGGGAUGGCAUCCCGGGAGGUAUUUCUACACGGCGCUUGGUGAGUCCAUUGCUGAAAAGUUAGGAGACGAAAACGCCACUUUCAAGGACCUUUACGAUAAGACUGGAAAGGAAUUAUGUGUAGUGGUGACCAAUCUAAGUACAAUGAUGGAGGAGUAUUGCCACGUCAAGACUACUCCGAACAUGCCAAUUAGAACAGCAGUCAGGAUGUCCAUAUCUGCUCCAUUUGUAUUUGUUCCUGUAAAGCGACAACAUAUGGGCCGGACCGAUCUCUACAUCGACGGUGGUGUCUUGUGUAACUAUCCAGUUCAUUGUUUUGAUGGAUGGUGGCUUUCUAUGAAACCCGAAGACUCUCUCUUGAAGAGAAUGCAACCCCUGGAGGAUGCAGCCAAGCUUCUCACCAAGAAAGAGAGAUUUGGGCUGUUCAACGACAAAACAUUCGGCAUGAUCAUAUACAGUGAUUAUGAUACCCAUGUACUUGCGACCAAUCCCGAACUAGAAGCACCCAUAGCACCUAUACCAGACACAAAACUUGCCAGAGCACACCAAAAAGUGAAAAGGAAGAGAGAAUUGAAUUUUAAACAGCAUCGUCUCGUGACAGACGCAAUGACGAGAUUUCUCAAAGUUCUGGAUCAGAACUGUUUGGGAGGAACCACAAUCAAAAAGAACGAAUUCAUGAAAGCCUUCUCAGAUAAUGAUGAGUUCACAUCUGACCAUGCCCGAAUUCUCUUCGGCGAAGAUCUGUCUGUUGAGGAAAUAUUUGCCAGUAUUGAUGCCAAUUCUGAUGGGGAGAUCGAUUUCAACGAGCUGAUGUCUUUAGCUGAGCAGGAAGGCGUCGGAAUCCAAACCCAUCACAUUGGAACAGGACAUCAUGAGAUCAAGAACACGACUGAGUAUCUCUCUGGUAUCUUCAAUAUGCUUCUCAUGAAUGUAAAAAGAGCUUUCCUGGAGGGCCAUGAUAUUGAAAGAACAGUCCUAAUCAAUACUGUGUAUGUCAAAUCCUUGGACUUCAGGCCAGCGAAGGAAGACCUGGAUUUCUUAGUAGAGCAAGGGCGCCGUGGACUCCAGACAUUCCUCAAAUAUCAGAAGAACAAAGGAACAAAAUUGUGAGGGAAACAUCCUGAACAUCUUAACAGCAAGGGCGUCGUGGACUCCAGACAUUCCUCAUGUAUCAGAAGAACAACGGAACAAGACUGUGAGGGAAACAUCCUGAAAUAUUCAUCAUGAAAGGCUGUCCAAAAAAGUAUGACGUCGUGGAUUGCAGGGGAGCGUUUCAUCAAUAUUUUCAUCCGACAAGUUGUCACAUCUGACAUCUUUCCUUGAUUCUGAUUGGCUGAGAGGCACUGUUCCUAUGGUAACUGUCGGAUAAAAUGUCCGACAAGUCCUUUCAUGAAACGCCGCCCAGAUGUUCCUCGUGUAUGAAAAGAAUAAAGCUACCAGGGAAAACUUUACUAAGGAAUCACCAUGAACCCCCAAACUUUAAAAGCAGAAGGAGAAGAGGACGAGAAUAAUAAUAGGAAAUAGGAAGAGGAAGAGAAGGCAGAAAAGAAGGAAAUAGAUAGAGAGCUGAAGUUAUUUGCCAAAAGUUUUUGAAUUAGAGCCGAUUCCCCCCCCCCCCCCCCCCCCUCUUGUCUGCUGUUGGAGUCCUCGACUAUACUACUAUUUUCAGAAUUAUGUAGUGUUCCUCCAAUCACGUCAGAACUUUUUUUUACUACUGCUUUGGAAGUGAAAUUUGUUUUUGGAGGGGGAGCGGGGCUGUCAAUCCAUGCUGAGACAAUAUCUUCAUUUAAUCUGGCGUUUACUGUGAUUAGCAUGGAAAAUGUUAAUACUUUGUAAUUUUGUUUCCAAAUCACAAGUACAGAAUUUAAUUAAUAAUUUGAGACUGGUACUUUAGAUUCACAAUGUUAACAAGAUAUGACUUCCAGAUAUUUUUUUUACUUUAUUUUCUUAAGAUUGCAUAAUUGUAGUUAAUAUAAUCAUAUAUAAUUAUUUGCGCUAACUAGAAUUACUGUAUAUCACGUAUAUGUAAAACGGUAUUUUACAAAUCUAUUAUACUAUUCGCAAAACUCUGAAUCUGAAAUAUCGCAAGAAAUUUCCUAUAUUACCAUAAAAGAAUUUCAAAACCAUAACAAUAUCUUUAUUCUUAAAUGACCGUCUCAUGUAUAAUUAUGCUAACUAUGGGUCCUUCAUAGCAACGUGUUUUUUAAAGGCAAUUUUACCACUUUUUAUAUCAGUAUAUGUGGUUGCUUGUCACUGACAUGUUUUAUACAUCCACUUAGGCUUUUCUAUUUUAAACCUGUAUAUAUCGACAAAAUAAUAUGUAUUCGCAACAUUUACAGUUAUUUCAUGUUUAUGUCAUGGCCGUGUAUUAGAGCACAUCUCUCAAUCAAUGAAAUAUUGUUAUAUUAAUUUGACAUCACAAAUGUUUGUAUCGUUGCCAAUGGGAGAAUUUCCAUAGCAUUAGUGAUUUUAACUUUGCAAAUGUUUAUUGGUUAUCUAAUUGUACUCAAACUUUUAUAUGUUUUUUUUUAUUCAAACAAGCUCAAUUGUUCCAAGAGUUUCCUUCUUAUUUAAUACAUUGCUUACCUUAAUCUGCGUGCUGCAGUGACAUGGGAAGGUGGAAGGGGCGCAGCGAUACUGAAGCACACUCUCUCCCAUCACGUUUAUUUGACGGUGAGAACAUUUUCCUUCACAUUUUUGACAAAAGAUUACCUUAUUUUAUUCGGAAGUGAAGAGCGCCCCCUCAUAGAAAAUCGUCCAUGCCUCUGAUCCACUGUUAACAGUGCAAUGUGCUGAGAGAACACAAAUUCCUGCAUGGUUAAUAAUUCGAGGUGUCAUGGUAUAUCAUGUAUAAAACGGUCCCAACAGCUUGUAAUUGUAUUUUUUUUUUUGGGGGGGGGGGUUCCGAGUAAGAGUUAAAAGUGGAUUCUAAUUGACGAAACACAUUCUUGUCAACUUUCAUCAAUAAAUGAUUUAUGUAAAAAAAAUGAUACCUCAUACUUGACUUUUCCUUUCGAUUAAUGUAUUCUGAGUUCUAGUUUUGCGCUAAAAUUAUGGCAGGCCGA
Molecule: messenger RNA, 3719 nt
Organism: Lytechinus variegatus (green sea urchin)
Lineage: Eukaryota; Metazoa; Echinodermata; Echinoidea; Temnopleuroida; Toxopneustidae
Exons: 13
Coding region: 145-1764 (539 amino acids)
Biological process (GO): lipid metabolic process
Molecular function (GO): calcium ion binding
Source: RefSeq, a predicted model, not a curated record